AUGUUCUCCAACCUCGCCUACCUCCUCAGCUCUAAAUCCAUCACCCUCUACGUCCUCUACACCCUCCACGUCAUGCUCGGCACCUCUCUCGUCUUCACCGCUCUCUACACCUAUGGCGUACAGACAAGCAAAGCCAUGGCGAAAGCCGCUGCACUCGAAGCUUCCGUUGAUAGCGGAAACGGAAUUAGAUUUCCUGUAGGCAACGCGUUGAAUGGAAGUGCUGUUGAAUUUGAAGAGGACAUGGAGGUUGAGAUGGACGGGAUGGAUAUUGCGAUGGGUAGCUUGAACAGAAUGAAGGAAAUGAGAAAAGUUAAGAGUAUGAUUGGAUUGAACAGUGCGAAAGUGGAACGGGAGAAUGCGAGCACGGGGUUCGAGUGUACGGAUGGGAAUGGGGAGGGAGGAAUCAAGUUUAGAGAGAUUUGUUAUUCUUCUGGGGGGAAGAAGGGGGUUAAGAUGGAUGGGCUUGGUGUGGCGGGGAAGGGAAUGGCUCUUGAGAUUUCUUAG
Molecule: messenger RNA, 504 nt
Organism: Botrytis porri
Lineage: Eukaryota; Fungi; Ascomycota; Leotiomycetes; Helotiales; Sclerotiniaceae
Exons: 1
Coding region: 1-504 (167 amino acids)
Source: RefSeq, a predicted model, not a curated record